AUGGAUCAUGAUGCUCUAUUUGUUGGUUUGGUUGAAACAAAAAUUUCAUCCAUUCAUACUCGUGAAUUCAAAUUGUUCUUAGGAGAUAAAUGGGAUUACUUUCUAUAUUCAGCUGAAGGUCUUUCAGGAGGUAUUAUGACUUGUUGGAGAAAUGAUAUUGCUUCCUUUAUUGUCAAAGAGGCUAACUCUCAAGUUGUGAUUGGUGAGCUUAGUAUAGCUAAAAACGGAACAAGGUGUAUAGCUACAGUAUAUGGAAAUAAAAACUAUUUCAUGAGAAUAUAUUUGCGGAGUAGCUUGGAGAUGAUAGCAAACAUAAAAAAUCCAGCCAUUAUAGGAGGAGGCUUUAACUAUUUACUGUCACAAUAUGAUAAGAAGGGAGGUAAGAAGAUUAUAUAUUCUACUGGUACUCAUGACAUGUACUCCUUUAUAAGUAAUUGUGACUUCAAUGAAGUGGGAAUAGUUGGCCCCAAAUUCACUUGGUGCAACAACAAGAAAGGCAAAGCCUUUAUUUUUGAGAGAUUGGAUCGUUGCAUUAUUAAUUUGGCAGCUUUGAAGAAUAUCAAGUUGGCGGCUAUAAAACACUUGGCUAGACUAGCUUCCAAUCAUUGUCCCAUAAUGCUGAAGAUUUUCUCCUCUGGUUUUGGCAGAAACUGA
This is a messenger RNA of Dendrobium catenatum, 654 nucleotides long. RefSeq lists its product as uncharacterized. Bases 1 to 654 code for a protein of 217 amino acids. The transcript has a single exon. Lineage: Eukaryota; Viridiplantae; Streptophyta; Magnoliopsida; Asparagales; Orchidaceae. The record is from RefSeq and is a predicted model, not a curated record.